GAGCAGAGGAGGCGGGAGGCGACUUCGGCCGUUUUUUGGACAGAGUGAAGGCAGCACCAUGUGCCAGAGAAAGAAAAAACAGUCGUCCCCGAUUCUGCCCUUCCAUCGGGCUCCAAAAUUCCUGCGGUUUAAUCCCUACAUCAAGAAGGGGUACCGGGCAAACCUCUCCACGUUCGAGUGCUUCCGCAGUCUCCUGUGGUGGACAAAUGAGACGCUGAACAUAUGGUCUCACAUUGCCGGGUUUGUUGUGUUUUUCGGCUUAUUUCUUUAUGAUGUAAAUGUUGUGUACUACAAGUACCAAGCCACAGAGAAUGAUGCAGUAGUUGCUUCAUUUGUGCUGCUGUGUUUCAUGACCUGCAUGAUUCUCUCUUCCCUGUACCAUACUCUAAACUGUCAAUCUGAAGAAUCUUGUCGGAAGUGGCUCUCCUACGACAUUUUCGGGAUAUCGGCGUCAUUUUUUGCCAUCUUUCUCAGUGGAAUCUACUAUGGAUUUUGGUGCUCGGAGUUUAUACAUCUGCGUUAUAUGUAUAUGGCCUUGGUAUGUGUCCUGUUUGCUGGAGCCAUGAUCUUCCUGCUCACUCCAAAGUUGAUGGGUCAGGAGUGGGAAUGGGCACGAGUGACACUGUUCACAGGCUGGGCUGUGUCGGGUCUGUUGCCCACAAUUCACUGGACAAUCCUACAUGGAGGUGUCAGCAAGGGGAUAGUCCAGGUUUUCUUACCUCGUAUCUUCAUGAUGUAUGCCAUCAGUGGGACAGCUGUAGUUGUCUAUAUGUGGAAAAUACCUGAAAGAUAUUUUCCAGGUCGCUUUGACUUCAUCGGGGCUUCUCACCAGCUGUGGCACCUCAUCAUAGUCGCUGCCCUGGUCUAUUGGCACCAGACGGGUUUGGAGUAUGCCUACUACAGAAUGGUCUUUGGUUGUGAGGGCAUUUCUGCAAAGGGCUAACAGCAUUCGUCUUUUCUUACCUGUGAUAUUUGGUUACUUAAGAGAAAGGCACGAGUCUUUAUUAGAUAAGUGUUUUGUUAGCACUAUUUGUUGUGUGUAUUGGUUGUUCUGUUCUUUGUGUUAUAAUUGUAACUAUAAUGCAGAAAUUUUAUUUUCCCUAUUUGAAUUGGUUUUUUUCUCAUAGAUGUUACUUUUCAACCCUUUCAAGGGUUGAAAAGUAACAUAGUACAGUAAAAUAAGGAAAGCACUGCCACACUGUUCUACCUGUUCUGUCAUUUAUAGCUGGCUAAGAACAAGCUUAGAAUCUAAAGUAAAGUGUAGGAAAACAUUUUAUUAUUUUUUUUUUUUCUCUCUUAUCAAAACACUAUCCUUUUGAUGAAAUGGCAGAAAGACCCUCUAUGCAUAGAAUCAUUAUGGAAAGGAGAAAUGUGGUGUGGGUAACAGAUGAACUAUAGGCUUUGAGAGGCAGGUGGGUAUAAUGAUAUUGAUUAUUUUUAUAUCUCUUUCUCAUGAAAAAAAGGUCAACAGAUUAGGGGGGGGGGGAGAUUUCUCUCUUCUUCUGUGUUUCAUAUUUUUAGAAGAAAUAAUAAUGAUAAUCAAAUGUUCAGAGUCUUCCAAGUUUUUGCUACCUCAAGAGAGUCCAGGUAUUGGCCUAUGAUAUUGGCCUAUGGUAUAUGUUUGUGAAUGUCAAAGUGUCAUACAGAGUUUCUUAGAGGGAAACCAAGGUCGAUUAUGUGACUUUCUUGAAAAUAAGAAGCUGAAAGAAAAACAAAAUAAGAUACAAUGAGAAUAUGUGUAUAAAUGAAUGUCAUAUCAAUUUUGUACAUGGUGAAUAAAAGUAUUUCUCAACUAUUACUACUCUGUGAUAUCAA
Penaeus chinensis is the source of this 1815-nucleotide messenger RNA. Its product is annotated as progestin and adipoQ receptor family member 3-like. Bases 59 to 943 code for a protein of 294 amino acids. The record is from RefSeq and is a predicted model, not a curated record. The transcript is spliced from 8 exons. Gene Ontology annotation, cellular component: membrane. Gene Ontology annotation, molecular function: signaling receptor activity. Lineage: Eukaryota; Metazoa; Arthropoda; Malacostraca; Decapoda; Penaeidae.